Molecule: messenger RNA, 407 nt
Organism: Sus scrofa (pig)
Lineage: Eukaryota; Metazoa; Chordata; Mammalia; Artiodactyla; Suidae
Gene: H4C9
Product: H4 clustered histone 9
Cellular component (GO): nucleosome
Molecular function (GO): protein heterodimerization activity; DNA binding; structural constituent of chromatin
Source: RefSeq, a predicted model, not a curated record
CAGCAGUUAACAGCACUUUAGCUCGCUGGUUUCCUCAGGAUGUCUGGCCGCGGAAAGGGUGGAAAGGGCCUAGGCAAAGGGGGCGCCAAACGCCACCGCAAAGUGCUGCGAGACAACAUCCAGGGCAUCACCAAGCCCGCCAUCCGGCGCCUGGCCCGGCGCGGCGGCGUCAAGCGCAUCUCCGGCCUCAUCUACGAGGAGACCCGUGGGGUGCUGAAGGUGUUCCUGGAGAACGUGAUCCGGGACGCCGUCACCUACACCGAGCACGCCAAGCGCAAGACCGUCACCGCCAUGGACGUGGUCUACGCGCUCAAGCGCCAGGGCCGCACCCUCUAUGGCUUCGGCGGCUAAAAGGAAACCUGGGAUCCUGAUUAUUUGCUUUAAAAGGCCCUUUUUAGGGCCCCCAA